Messenger RNA from Nezara viridula (southern green stink bug), 502 nucleotides. The record is from the annotation of a GenBank genome assembly. NCBI's taxonomy places the organism in Eukaryota, Metazoa, Arthropoda, Insecta, Hemiptera, Pentatomidae.
AUGCCAAAAACGAGAUGGAUAGAUACGAUAAACAAAGAUACGGCUGAGCUUCUUGCCGCAAACUGGAAAGCACUAGCCCAAAAUAGGCAGAGGUGGAGAAGAGAUUUUUGCAUUUUUCAUCAGAUGACUUCCAGACGACUGAAGGAGCUGGAACGUGCCGAAGCUGCCGAUGAAGGGAUGACGAGGGCUAUGAGAAGUUGACAGUUGAUUACUGGAAGAAAGGGAGGCAGCGUGUCCGAUUUCCAAAGCGAAAUGUUCAUUUCGAUUUCAUACGCAGAUACUUCCUCAUCUCGGUCAUCGUACUCCUUUAUUGGUCUUCCUUGUGUUAGUAGCCGCCCAUCACGUUUAAAUGGUUCCUUAAUCAUCUCCUUAAUGAUAUUUCAUAAUACAUGCUUGGAAAAAAGAAUAAUUUUAUUUAAUCUAUGUUUCAAGGUUAAUUAAAUUUAAAAAAUCUUUGAGCACCUUAAAUUAUAAAUAUUUAAUUUCUUUUCACAUAUUUUUU